UCUGUCUUGCCUUGUGUCAUUGCUUUCAAGCGUCUGUUACCUCAACCUGAACCUUUGUGGGGAAGCUGUGUCUGGUCCCGCCUACAUAAAGUCGGGCUGCUGAUCUCCAUUUCGUAACGGACACUCACACAGACAAACAGACAGACAGGACCGAGACACCGGACGAGCCGCUCCUGCUACUUGUCUUUCUCUGCCGGCCAGCAGUUGUUCAUUUCCCGCUGUGAGAAUGAGUGUGGCGGUGGCGGAGGGCUGCUUUCUGUCAGCCCUGCAGCCCAACUCCUCCUGCACCGCUUAUGUGAUUCCCUCGGACGGCCCGUCUACGGACCCGGUGGCUAGAGCCAGGAGGGUCCGAGAGCAGGUCCGGAUGCGGCUGGCUGAGAAGAAGUCCUCCUCCAUGCCCAGACUGGACGACUCGCUGACCGGAUCAACAGACUACAGCUUUCCUGAGGCAAAGAGCUUUACCCACAGCCGUGGUUUCAGCUCCAGGUCCAUGAUACACACACCCAGCCGGGUCCUGGCUGUACCCACAGUACCCCUGCACUCCUCUGGUUUCUCCUCUCGCUCUGCUGCGGACACCACUUCCAAGGUGAGGAGUAAGGCAACCACCAUGGUCCAGAGCAACUUCCAGACCUCCCAGUCACACAGCCGAAGCCAACGCUCUAAGUCUCUGUGCCAGGCAGACCAGGAGGCAUUUCCUCUCACUGUGUUGCCUCAUCCAGAAAAGGCCUCCUUCACAAUCAGUGUGCCUCCCCCCGGCACCCUAAGGCGCAGCCUCAGCGGGACCCUGGCCCAAGAAAGAGGCUACUGGCAGGAGGAGGAGCUGCCACAUCAGUAUACCUACAAAGGCCCGUCCCACCGCACCAUCAGUCGCAUUACCAACCGACAGCAGCACUACCAGCAGUUGGGCUCUGCCGGGGGCCAGGAGGGCUGGGUGGGGACCGGCAGGGGUGUGCCCAUGGCAGGGGACACCUGGGGGACACAGUGGCAGCAGCAUGUGUCCAGGGCCAGCCAUGUCAUGGGGACAGGGCAGUACCAGGCCCCAGUCCACCGGGCCGCCUCGCUCCACAGUGUGAGGAGUGUCGGGAAGGGCAUGGAUAUCUUGGACGGAGCAUCGAUACACAGCAACGACCCACUGGCAGAGGUGCAGGGUCUGGACAUGGCUACAGCUGUCAGAUAUCUGUCUGAGUCAGAUACUGCCUUGCAAGUUCUGGGAGCUGCUUACAUACAACACCAGUGUUACCAUAGCAGCAAUGCCAAAAACCAGGUCCGUUCUCUGCAUGGCAUUCCAGCUCUGGUUCAGCUUUUUUCCAGUGACAGCCUAGAAGUGCAGCGCUUUGCCACUGGCGCCACGCGGAACCUCAUCUACGAAAACGCUGACAACAAGGCAGCGUUGGUAGAUGCCGGUGGAGUGCUGCGUCUCGUUAACAUCCUGGGCGAACCUGAUGAGGAGCUUCGAAAGACCAUCACAGGUGUCCUGUGGAAUCUGUCCUCCAGAGACAACCUGAAGGAAAAGCUGUCCAAAGAAGCUUUAUCAGAGCUGACAGAGAAAGUACUGAUUCCUCUGUGCGCCAGCAUCCCACUAAGCCCAUCGGAGAGAGACAUCUUCUACAACACCACGGGCUGCCUCAGGAACUUGAGCUCGACGAAUGAGAGGACGAGACAGAAGAUGAGAGAUAUGCGAGGCCUGGUGGACUCUCUGGUGUCCUACAUUCAACAAGAAGACCGUGCAGACGAUAAGGGUUUGGAGAAUUCAUUGUGUGUGAUGAGGAAUCUGUCCUACCAGCUGUACACUGAGCUUCCUCACUCAGUCCGACUCCGUCUGGAGGGCCCAACGAGGGCCUCGGCCCAAAGGAACAGUGACGCCAUCGGCUGCUUUACUCUGUACAACAAAAAGAACAAUGACCAUAACCAGAAUAUGUCCAUACUGUCUGAGGUGUCCCGACAGCCUAAUGGGGCUGAGUGGCUGUGGCACCCUAAGGUGGUGGGGCUAUACAGGCUUGUACUGCAGAACAGUGACAGCAACUCCACCAGCCGCGAGGCCACCAUAGGAGCCCUGCAAAAUAUCACUGCUGGGGAGGCCAGGUGGUCAUCAGUGCUGACUGGUGUGGUAGUGGAGCAGGAGAGGAUGCUGCCCAUUCUGCUGGACCUGUUAGACACCGAGAAUGACAUGGAGCUGAGGCCGCUGACCGGCCUGCUGAGAAACCUGGCUAGACACUGCACCAACAAAGACCACAUGGCUAAGAACAUGGUGAGAGUUCUGGUGUCCAAGCUGCCCAGUGACGGCCUUCAGAAAACGCCAUCCAGCGAGGUGGUGGUCAACAUCUGCGGAGCUCUCAAUAACCUGGUCACCUGCAGUUCCUUGGCAGCCCGCGACAUCUCGUACUUCGAUGGCCUGCCGAAACUGGUGGGCAUCAAGACAUCCCAUGACAACAGCUGUGGGAGUCUAAAAGCUGCCAGAGCGGCCUCAACUGUCCUCUGCAACAUGUUCCAGUACAACAAACUGCACAAAGACUACAAACUGAAAGGAUUUGCCAGACGAGACUUCACAGACGCAACCAUCUAGGCAUGAUUCAGUCUGAGCUUUUGACUUCCUGGGGAAAAGAAGAGGAACAACAGGAGGAAUUAAAGAGCAGAUUAUCUAACUGAUGGACCCACAGGAAGGGGAAAAAAAGGACUGGAGCCAAUGGAACGAUGGACUUAAAGUUUGUCCUCUAUCGGGCAGUUGUGUGUUUAACUUGGCUUAGCUUGCAGCAGAUGACAGGAACCUAAUCUUGUCCACACACAGUGGACUUCACCCCCAAAAUGACCACAUGUUCUGUGUGUAUUAGGGUUUGUGACUGAUUGACACUGAUUCCAGUUAGUUUGGACUGAUGUUGCUGACAGCUGAUAAUAUGAUGCCCACAUUAGAUAGAUGGCUAGAUUGGCCAGUAUCGGGCCAGUGACAGAUAUACAAAGUGAACAACAAAACAGUCACUCUGAGCUGUAGACUACCCCGCCUGCUUGCAUCCCGAUGGUGUGAUCAUCACGUUCACAUCCUGACAGCAUUCAGUCAGUGUAUGGAGAAGAAAUGGACAGGUGAAAGAGAGAAGAUAGAGCUGAGAGGGAGCGCAUUAAGAGGGGAAGAGCCAUGCAAGAAAGUGCAGUUAAAGGCUGCAGAACGACUACAUUGCAUACUAGCAGCCCCAUAAUAUCACAACCACCCUUCCCGAGUUGGUUGGUUGGUUGAUUGAUUGAUUGAUUGAUUGAUUGAUUGAUUGAUUGAUUGAUUGAUUGAUUUAAAAAACAAAUAAAUGGCACCAAACAUUAUAGUGCCCUGUAGGAAAGCAGGUGAUGUCUUUGAAUGACAAUAGCGUAGAAAAUAAAGAGCUGUAUUCUCUUCUGUCAGGUGGAAGUAGCUCUACUUACUCACAGCUACCAGAGCUUCACGAUGAUCAACAGUCCAAUCAGAGCUCUGAGGAACUGCCCAGUGCCUCACAGACACCCUAAAAAUGAUAUAUAUGAAUACUUGUGCCUGUAGCCUUCAUUAUAGAAGUGACUAACUCUUGAAACUGAAGGCACUUUUUGUUUUUUGUUUUUGGAAGCUGUUUCUGUGUUUAGUAAUGAAACUAAAAGAUGUGUUGGUGGCACAGACAGUUACAGUUUGCGUGUUCUGUCGUGAAUGUGUGCUCUGGGCUGGAGGUUAUUAUCCCAGUCCAGUCCUGACGUUGGUGCUGACCCGAUCCAAACUUUAUCCUGCAAAACUAAUGAGUGAUUGAGUGAAUGGUACAACAGUCACUGUAGUGUAGCACUAAACUAAGGGGAUGAACAUAGUCUAACUUUAUCUGCUAAAUAUCAGCAUGUUAGCAUUGUCAUUGUGAGCAUUCUGAUGUCAGCAUUUACCUCAAAGCACCUCUGUGCAGUACAGCCUCACACAGUAGCUCUUGUGGUUGUCCGCAGUCUUGUUAACUAGGGAUGUAACUCACUAUUUAAUACAGUUCACAAUACUGAUUCAUUUAUUUCUCUUACAAAAAUCUACAAAAUAUAUUCUCUUAAUCAGAUCAUAGAAUCAUUUUUUAUUCCUGCGGUAGGGUAUAAACUGUGCAAAACAAUGUAUAUUUCCUUCUCUUUGUUAAAGUGAAACUGCCUCGAUACAGCUACUGCACGAGUGACGUAGGACAUCGAACAAGCAAAGUCAAAAUUCAAGUCAACAGUCACGUUUUUUUGUGAUCAAAUGUUUAUUGCCAUGAAUUUAAAGCUUUACAACCAAAAGCUUGUUUUGAGAUUGACAACACUGAAGAAACAACACUAUUCAAAUAUACAAAAUGCAGAAUAAUAAAAAGAAACAAAUAUAACCUCGGAACAACCAAAACAAAAGCACCAUCCCUCCCUCCUCCUUGGACGAAUCUUCUAUUUGCAUUGCGAUUUUACUGUUGUAAUAUAUCUUUACACUACUAGUUAACAACAUACUAAUUCAAUUUAGUGUUUUUAUUUCAGACGUUAACCAUCAAGGAAGGGAAAUAUGUAGAAUAAAAUUAUGAAGCAGUUAGUAGCAGCUCCAGACUGACUCCAGAUGUUUGUAUUAAGACAUAUACACAUGUAGUCCGCUUGGUACAAUAACGUGUCUGAUAUGUUUUUUCCACAUUAAACUUCCAGAAUCUCUGAAUAUGCAAA
This is a messenger RNA of Dicentrarchus labrax (European seabass), 4650 nucleotides long. RefSeq names its product plakophilin-3. NCBI's taxonomy places the organism in Eukaryota, Metazoa, Chordata, Actinopteri, Moronidae. The record is from RefSeq and is a predicted model, not a curated record. Gene Ontology annotation, molecular function: cadherin binding. The transcript is spliced from 14 exons. The coding region runs from base 227 to 2563 and encodes 778 amino acids. Gene Ontology annotation, cellular component: cytoplasm; adherens junction; plasma membrane. Gene Ontology annotation, biological process: cell-cell adhesion; cell-cell junction assembly.